This is a messenger RNA of Glossina fuscipes, 1832 nucleotides long. Its product is annotated as dual specificity mitogen-activated protein kinase kinase 3-like. Gene Ontology annotation, molecular function: MAP kinase kinase activity; ATP binding. Gene Ontology annotation, biological process: stress-activated MAPK cascade; protein phosphorylation. The record is from RefSeq and is a predicted model, not a curated record. Lineage: Eukaryota; Metazoa; Arthropoda; Insecta; Diptera; Glossinidae. The transcript is spliced from 4 exons. Bases 321 to 1310 code for a protein of 329 amino acids.
UGUCUGAUUAAUAACAUUUUGUAAAAGUAAAUAAAAAAUUUAAAAAAUUUUUUUAUAAUAAUUAAAAACGUAAAAUACGCGAGGAAAUGACGGCGUAAGGGCAAAACACGCCGACAAAAUGUUUUGAUAAAGCACCAUAAAAGGUAACAUUGUAAAGAGGAAGAGAAAACGAGAUCUGAAAAUUCGGCCCCCACACUCAAAGUACGAUAAAAAAAACAUUAGAAAUAUAUUAGAAGUGAUUUACUUGCAAGUAAAACGAAAAGCACUCUACUUCAAUACUUAUUAAACAUAUAUCGAUAUAUAAACAUAAUUUAAAGACAAUGUCCAGUCGAAGACCAAACCUGCGUAUGACCAUACAAAAGGAUCCAGAACCAGAAUUGGUUCCCCCCCGUAAUCUCGACUCUAGCACUACCAUACAGAUUGGCGAACGCACCUUCGAGAUUGAUGCCGACAGUUUAGAGAAAAUAUGUGAUUUGGGACGUGGCGCCUAUGGCAUUGUAGAGAAGAUGCGUCAUGAGCAAACGAAUACUGUUAUGGCUGUCAAACGUAUUACAGCCACUGUAAAUCGGAAAGAACAGAAGCGUCUACUUAUGGAUUUGGAUAUAUCGAUGCGUUCCAGUGAUUGUCCAUACACUGUACACUUCUAUGGCGCGUUAUUUCGUGAAGGCGACGUCUGGAUAUGUAUGGAGGUCAUGGAUACCAGUUUAGAUAAGUUUUAUCCGAAAGUCUUCAAACACAAUCUAGUAAUGGAAGAAAGUGUCUUAGGAAAGAUUGCUAUGUCUGUGGUAAAUGCUUUACAUUAUUUACAUGCACAAUUAAAAGUUAUACAUCGUGAUGUCAAACCAUCUAAUAUACUGAUCAAUCGCAAUGGUGAAGUUAAAAUGUGCGAUUUCGGCAUUUCAGGUUACCUGGUUGAUUCAGUGGCUAAGACGAUAGAUGCGGGUUGUAAACCUUAUAUGGCACCCGAACGUAUUGAUCCUACUGGUAAUCCUGCUCAGUACGAUAUACGUUCAGACGUCUGGUCGUUGGGUAUUAGUAUGAUCGAAAUGGCUACAGGUAAAUUUCCUUAUAAAUCGUGGAAGACACCUUUCGAACAAUUACGACAAGUGGUUAAAGAUGAUCCGCCACGAUUGGAGCCGGGCGCAUUUUCAACAGACUUUGAAGACUUUAUAACAAAAUGCCUGCAAAAGAAUUACACAGCACGGCCCAAUUAUGAACGAUUACUGCAACAUCCCUUUAUCUCAGAACAUAUUAGACGUAAUACGGAUAUUUCAGAAUUUGUAACCAGAAUAUUAGAUUUGCCCGAAUAGAAAUUUCUUAACGGAAAUGAUGAAAAGAGAUACGGGCAGAAGAUGGCGGGAUUCUUCAAAUUUUUAUACGUAAAUAGCAACGAUUGAAUAUACGAUAAACAAAUUCAGCAGUAUAUAGCUUUUCUGUCAUUAACUCUGAAUAGAUGCAAGCGCAUGAAGAAUUUUAGCGAAAUGCCGCCAUGCAUAUGAAAAAUAUUUUGCAUAAAUUUGAUAAAAUAUCUAUAUUUUUAUACAUGAAAGAAAGGAUUUACAGCAGCUGCUGUGUACGGAACUGGUAAAGUUUAAGUUAGAAUACUAUAGCCGCGUACGCGUGUAUUUAUGUAAUUGUGUCAAUUCGUUUUUAAUUUAUUAAAAUUCAAACCUAUGUUUGUUUAACCUAUAAGUAAAGAAACAACUGUGUCCACAUACGAAAUAUAUUUUGUAGAACUGUAACAAUUUGUUAAUAUUGAGCAGCAAUUUAUAAGUGAAUCAGAUUAAGUUAUAUAAGAAAAUUAAAUAAAAAAAAUAAAUAAACGAAACAUA